AUGAACCUGUCUUCCACCUCAAAGCUGUCCACUUUUGCUUGGGGAAUGGCACUGGGAGUUUUAACCAUGUUCAUAUUUGAACACUAUAAUUACAUGCAGUUUAUGCACGAGUACAUUGCAACUGAGUACACCGAAAAAAUAGCUGCUCAGAGAAAUGUUAGCACGUACAAGACUAACGCGUAUUAUCGUCCUACUGAACGAAAAAGAUACAGCAUUCAACGAGAGGAGAGAGGUUAUUUGACCCCUGAAGUUAACGGGACACGAAUCUUAUGCUGGAUAAUGACAAGUCCAGACAACAUACCUAAAAGAGCAAAAUCAGUGAAGGAUACGUGGGGAAAGCGCUGCGACACCCCUCUGUUUUUCAACUCAAAAGAGGAUCUCAAUUUCCCCGCCAUUGGGCUUAAUGUUGAAGAGGGGCCUGCAAAUUUGUAUGACAAAGCUCGAGCAUCAUUGGAGUACAUUUAUAACCACCAUCUCAACGAUGCUGAUUGGUUUUUUAAAGCGGACGACGACACUUACGCCAUCAUUGAAAAUCUUCGUUCUUAUCUAUCCAAAUUGAAUACCUUGGAACCUCAUUAG
Molecule: messenger RNA, 579 nt
Organism: Porites lobata
Lineage: Eukaryota; Metazoa; Cnidaria; Anthozoa; Scleractinia; Poritidae
Source: the annotation of a GenBank genome assembly